Messenger RNA from Nicotiana tabacum (common tobacco), 824 nucleotides. Its product is annotated as methyl-CpG-binding domain-containing protein 4. The record is from RefSeq and is a predicted model, not a curated record. Gene Ontology annotation, molecular function: zinc ion binding; DNA binding. NCBI's taxonomy places the organism in Eukaryota, Viridiplantae, Streptophyta, Magnoliopsida, Solanales, Solanaceae.
UAAAAAAGAAACAAAGCAGCUCCACUACCAGAGGUAACGGUGGCUUGUCGUUUUGACUACACUCAAAAAUGGCGAAAGACUCUCCAAAACCUCCCAAGCCGUCGAAUCCAUCGGUAAGCAUAUGGGCAGCACAAUGUGGAAAAUGCUUCAAAUGGAGAAUGAUUUCAACACAAGAAGAGUUUGAAGAAAUCAGAAGUAAAUUUAUUGAAGAACCCUUUUUCUGCAACAAAAAGCCUAAUGUUUCUUGUGAGGAUCCAGCAGAUAUUGAGUACGAUUCAUCUCGAACUUGGGUUAUUGACAAACCCAAUACGCCUAAAACCCCAAAUGGGUUUAAGCGAAAUAUGACCCUGAGGAGAGAUUAUUCUAAAAUGGAUAUUUAUUAUGUUACUCCUCCAGGGAAAAGAGUAAGAUCUUCUACUGAGUUGGGCACUUUUCUUCAGCAAAAUCCUGAGUUCAGCGAUUUAUCAGUUUCAGAUUUCAGCUUUACCAGCCCCAAAGUUAUGGAUGACACUAUACCCUCUAGCGCUGUUCUUGCUAACUCCAACAAGAAGGCUGCAACUAGUAUCACUAAAUGAGGUAGUGGACGUAGUAGGUUUUUUUGUUGUGUUCUGUUGGUGCAGUUUUCACAGUCAUGUUAUUUGUUUGCUGCCAAUUUUUCACAAUAGCAUAGUUUUCUUGUAGAACAUCUUUCACAAAUGUGACUGUUCCACUUUUACAAUGUUCUUGAAUGGUUGGAAGAGCUUAUUUUUAUUUUGUAUAAUAUUAGUCUGACAUGAGUAUGGUUAGUGAGGAUUGAUACCCCAACUUGUUUGGGACUGACCAGA